AUGGCUUAUAUUGCAUGCUCCAUACGUUGAAGAUAUACACAAAUACGCUGAAUACCAAGCCAACAGAGUCAGUUGUUUUAGAGACCGCUGUUUUAGCAGGUUCGUGCUGACCGACUGACUGCUAUCAAUGUGCCUGUCAUGUUUACGUUUUCGCGCGCGGACCCCCCAGCUAGUUCUCUAGCUAGCAAUGCACAUUCACUGCAUGUUGUGUUGGACUUGCUCGUCUGUAAGCAAUGCAUACACCUUUACAAAUGACAACAAAAAAACAGUAUAACGUGCAUGAAUAUACGUUUAUAGAGUUAUCUAUGUGACACAAGACAUGUUAAACUCGCAUGUCCUAGCCCACAGUGUCUUCAUCUCGAGUUGUGUAACGUUACUGUAGCUACAUCGCCAUAAAUCCGGAUAUAUCCGUUUUUUUAAAGUUAAUUAACUAAGGUAUUUGAGGUAUAAAUGUUAUGUUGAUGACAAAGUGUUAACAAAAGCAUCGCAUUAAAGCUGCACCUUCUGCAAGACCUCUGAUCACUCCCUAAUCAGCAUCGUUUAUUUGGUUUGAAAACAAUCACAGCAGUAUUUUCUUCAGUUUAAAGUUAGAAUCUUUACCUUUUUUACGUGGUCAAAUAUGCCCCAAAAAAUCCUGAUCUUGAAUACAACGUUAGUCUACUAUACUGUAACUUUACUGUUGUCCUGUUUAACCUCCUGAUGUUUACAUGAUUCGUCUUGAUUGACAGCUGAGCUUCCAACUCUAGAACCUGGGUGACGUCACACAAACCUGAGCCAGGGAGAUUAAAUAUGUCGGAGAAGGUGCAGAACACCUUCAGGUUGCAGCUGUCCUCCGUCAUGGACUCCCUGCUCACUGCAGCCGUGUGUGAGAUCUCCAAGAUCUUUGAGGGCAGUCUGAGUGAGCAGCAGGCAGAGCUCACGCAGAGUGUAAAGGAGAUCUCAGCAUUGAAGGGGAAGCUGAGGCUGGCAGAGAUGAGGUUGAAGGAGGGUGGGAAAAUAAAGGUGUUGGAUGGUACGGCUGCCAACACCUCUGGGCAAACAGUCACUGACGUGACGACAAUUGCUGAGAUAGAAGAAGAAGUACCUGAUUGGUGCGAGCCCCUUCAGUCAGAAGAUUCUUUAAUUCCACCCUCGAAGAUCAAAAAGGAAAAUGAGUGGCCAUGGGUGGACCUGCGACCACUGAGUGUGUCUCUAUGGCGCAUCCCUAACAUCAAACAAGAGCAGGCUGAAGAUUUUGAUAACCACUUGCUGACAGCCCUAGCCAGGAGUCCUCCACGAAAAGGGUCGGCUGCGGAGCGGUUGUUAAACAGACGGUUAAAAGACAUACCUGAACUGAGCGCGGCCGGGUCAGGGUAUGGUUGUGGUUCAGUAGGGCGGGGGCUGAGGAAGACCCAUGGUAGUCUGUUGUGCACAUUCAAACAAGAAAAUCCGGAACCCCAGAGCAGCAUCUUAUUAGAUAAGAAUGUCUUGAGGCACAGCACAAGACAUGGAAAAGAUUGUGACUUACAAAGCAAACACAGAGAGGGGACACAUGGGAAAACGAGUGACAUAGUGAAAAAGAAGGUAGGAAGGAGAAGAAAGCAUUUAAAAAUGGAACCUAAUGCAGAGGAAGAAGCAACAACCAGUGGAACUGACAAGAGUUUCUGCUGCAAAUACUGUGGGAAGUGCUUUCACAGAGAGUUUGGUCUUUCUGUGCACAUGAGGUCUCAUAACAAGGGGACAUACAAAUGUCCUAAGUGUCCCAAAAAGUUUCCGUAUCCAAGUGCACUCCGUGUGCACACAUUGAACAGCCACGGCAAAACAGAAAAAAACAAACCUUGCUCUAACGUCAAAGAAAAGUUGAACUCUAUCAACCACAAAGUGAAAUCCCUCUCCCCCAGCAGAACAAAGCCUACUUCCCCCAACAACAAACCUCUCUCUUCCAGCAAGGCCAAACCUCUACCCCCCAAAGACAAACCUACCUCCCCCAACAACAAAGCUGGCUCCCCUAAAGGCAGCACACAUCCACAACUUUAUUCUUGUCACGUUUGCCAUAAGGAGUACACUUCUGCAAAAUCCCUGCAGGACCACGAACACAUUCACACAGGUGAGAGACCGUACCCUUGUAACCAGUGUGGGCAGAGGUUCCGUGUAAAGCAGUUCCUGAUACUACAUUUGCGUAAAGCCCAUGCGGAUGUGUACGGGGGUGAGGAGAGCAGCAGAUACCUCUCCUGGACUGCACCAGUGGAGGAUCCCAUUGCUAACGGUGCUGAGCAGCAACCUGCCAUUAAGUCAAAGAGCAAAGACGAUCGACGUGCAAAGGAAAACAGCAAACGGAAGCAAAUGACAGAAACAGACGGCCUGUUUCAAUGCACAGUGUGUAAAAAGCUGCUAAGUACACAGAUGAGCCUCGUUCAACACUUCCGCAUCCACACAGGUGAGAAACCGCUCAGCUGCGAAGAGUGCGGCAAGAAAUUCCGCUGUCACCCAAUCUUGAUCAGCCACAGGAAGUCCGCCCACCCGGGGAAGAAGUACCAAUGCCUCAGGUGUGUUCAGCAAUUUGAGACCAUGGCUGAACGUAAGAGACAUCUGCUACAAGUCCACCAAUUCAAGAAACCCAACCCGCGGUCCCGCUGUCCUCGCUGUAACAGGACUUUCCACAACAGUAACUCCUUGAGGAUCCACUAUGAAACUGUCCAUGCCUGAGUCUGUCCACACAUGGCUCGGCUUAGUCAAGUUGGAGUGUUCAGCAGGACCAGGAUCAAUUCCAUUCAGAAAGUCAGAUUGUUACGUCCAUUUGAAGUUACAUUUGUGAUUUGAAAAGUGCUGUUUAUUUUCAAUUAGUCUUUUUUGUCAUCAUUGACUGGCUGAGUGAAAAGCGAAUUGACCCCAACCCUGGUGGCCAAUGAAUUAACAUGAUGCUGAGAGAGGACUCUAAAAGAGCAAAAACGUGUGAUUUGGUGGUCAAUGUUUGUGAUAUGGUGCUCAAUAUGGGUAUCACUGAUCAAACUGUGAUAUGGUGCUCAAUAUGGGUAUCACUGAUCAAACUGUGAUAUGGUGCUCAAUAUGGGUAUCACUGAUCAAACUGUGAUAUGGUGCUCAAUAUGGGUAUCACUGAUCAAACUGUGAUAUGGUGCUCAAUAUGGGUAUCACUGAUCAAACUGUGAUAUGUGGUUGCAGGAUCACAUUUUUAAGUCAGUGCCGGAACAGUUUAUGGCAUUUUUGAUUUCAACGUCUUGGAGCCAUGUUUUAUGUUUUAGUUUCAUUUCUAUGUUAUUAAGACAAAUGUAACAUAUUCUUUGUACUCUACAUUCUCUAUGUUGUCAAGAAAAGCACAGGGAAUAUACUUUUGCUCCAUCAUUUUUUUUUUUUUUUUUACAUUAAUAAAAUGUAUUUACUGGAGGUUGACUUUCUUCAAUAGGUCAUGCAUACUUCAAUAGGUCAUGCAUACUUCAAUAGGUCAUGCAUACUUCAAUAGGGUUUUGCAUGGAUCACCCAGUUUAUUAGUGACCUUUUAUGAAUGACAAAGAUUGCACAAACAUGGGCAGUAGAGACCUCUAGUAAUAAAGGAUAACAAAUAGUACAUGUUCCUCAUUUGCAAUAAUUAUUUCAAGUCAUUAGAUCUUCAGGUACAGUUAAAAGCCAUGUUCACAUUGAAGUGACUUAAAUAUUUUUACUUUUUUUUGUGCAUAUCCAAUUUGUAUCUGUUCAUUUUCCUGCAGUCUGAACAGCCAAACAGCACAUGGAAUCUGAUAUUUCAAGCCAUGUUUCAAACCACCUUCGUAGGUAGUGUGAAGUCAGAUACGAAUAUGAUUCCUGGCAAUGAGACUUGUCUGAGAGGUCAAAUCUGAUUUAUUUCCCCGCAAAUGGUUUUUAGAGUUAUUUGGCAUAUCUUGUUGCUUGCUAGCUACUAUGUUGACAGUUUGACAAGAAAAUGUGGUAGCUAACCAGCUUGCUAAUUGUUUAAACAAAUGAGUGAAUGUGCCAGAAAGCUAAACCACUAACUAGUUGACUGCUGUGGCUAGCCAAAAAGGACUUUGUAUUGGAAAUUGGAUAGUCUCAUUCUUUGAGGCUUUAAAAGUGUUCUUACACUAUGAUUUUGAACAUUCAAAGCAAUUAGGAAACGUCCAUGGCAUGUGUUGUCACCUUAGCUUGUUGCAUACUGUAACUUCUGAUGGUUACCAAUCAGCCUAUACCACUGUGCACACACCCUUAGUUACUAUGACAACUAGCGUAGCCGUGUCAGCAAAUGACUGCUGUCACAAACAAAUCCGAUGUGUCACUUGUCACUUGUUUGGCCAGUCAGUAUUAAAAAACAGAUUUGAAGUUUAAGGCUUUGGAUAAAGAUAGAACUAACCCAAAAUAGUUCAUCUGUGUCUUUUCCGAUGGGAGCAAAUUAAGUAUAGUGGGCAGGACCAAGCGCGAGAUCCUAUUAGCGCGUUGUAGCAUGUAUUUGCAUGUUUUUGUUAGUUAGGGAACGCCUCCUCGGUGAAGUGCGUGUGUGCACAAACUUAAUUCGACCUUGCACUCCUAAACAACGCAAUUUUUAAAAACUUUGGCGAAGAGUCAAGUCUAUAAAAUGUAGUGUACUGUGUUCGUAGUUUUGGGAACAGAAAAAUGUAUUGAGAUCAGAUGUUUAAUCGAUGAGAAAAAUAGCAGAAUGUCGGCCCAGUUUCACCUAGUUCCAUCCUCUCCCACUAACCGUGACUGGACAUUGGAUGCUUCAAUUUUAUAACCCCUGUGACUUGUCUGGGCUAAUCCCUUCUGUCUGUGCUUUAGAUCUCCAGGUGUUAAUGGAAUUACUUCAGAAUUUUACAAAUUAUUUUCUGAACAAAUACCUCCCUUCCAAUCUGAAGUAAAAAUUUUUUAGAGAGUAUUAAAAACAAUGUUCUCCCUCCUACAAUGAAUCAGGGGUUAAUAACACUGAUACCUAAACCCAAAAAAGAAGUGCUGCUCAUCGAUAACUGGCGUCCAAUUUGUCUUCUUAAUAAUGACUAUAAGAUAUUUAUUUACUACUUACAAAAAUAAUGAAAGAAGUCCUGGAUGCAGUCAUUGAUGAAACACAGUCUGGCUUCAUGAGGAACAGACAUAUUUCUAACAAUGUCAGACUAGUAUUAGACAUACUUGACUACUCAGACCUAAUAACUGAGGAUAGCUUCAUAUUAUUUUUUUGAUUUUUAUAAAGCAUUUGUCACAGUAGAGCAUCAGUUCCUCUUCUACUCCCUUGAGAAAUGUGGCUUUGGGGAUUUGUUCUGUAAGGCUAUUGACUCUAUACAAAUGGUAACAGCUCUAUCAAAUUGAAAUAUGGCACCUCACCUAGAUUUGAGUUAAAGAGAGGAAUUAGGCAAGGUUGUCCUAUCUCUCCGUAUCUGCUUUUAUUAAUCACCCAACUUCUUACAAAUUCUUUAAGUAAUAGUCCUUUUCAAAGUAUUUCCAUAGCUGGUAAAGAAAUUAGUAUAAGCCAGCUGGCUGACGAUACUACACUUUUUCUGAAAGACGCUAACCAAAUUCCCAUAUCGAUCAAUGUGAU
Oncorhynchus mykiss (rainbow trout) is the source of this 5509-nucleotide messenger RNA. The record is from RefSeq and is a predicted model, not a curated record. NCBI's taxonomy places the organism in Eukaryota, Metazoa, Chordata, Actinopteri, Salmoniformes, Salmonidae.